Molecule: messenger RNA, 1424 nt
Organism: Dermacentor andersoni
Lineage: Eukaryota; Metazoa; Arthropoda; Arachnida; Ixodida; Ixodidae
Source: RefSeq, a predicted model, not a curated record
GAAACACGCAAGCUGCCCGAGAGGAGCGUCGCUGUCGUCUUUCGCUGGCGAGGGCGGUCGACGCGCGCGCCCUCACUCGCGCGUGCAUCGAAGCACGUUCCUCUUUCUGAGACGACUGCCUCCAAGGAGGCGUCGACCGUGCCGUCCGUUUCCACCACGCCAUGUUCGCCUGCGCACGGCCAGCCAAGAAAGCGAUUUCUGGUAGACGAAAAUUUGUGUUUCUCGAGAGAGAUUGCCAGUGCCGACCCUUUUAAAAACCCCGCAGUACUUGGGACGAUGUGCCGCGCGACCACCCCAUUCGUGCCGUCAAAGAGCGAGUCGACCUGCCCGUCGGAUACUUUAGACAACAGGACGCAGUCCACCUCAGAAAGUGAGCGCUCUGCUUUUUCGUAGUGCUGUUCGCGCUGUUUCUUCAUCACGCCGUUUAUAUGACGCAGGUGGAACGAAUAGUCACAGAGUACCUUGCUCGUUUUCCCUGUAGAUCCGGCACCGAGGAGCAGUAUGGGGAGCGCUAACAUCUGCUCCUAGAACUUUCUGAUUUAAUACGUAACGCCGGCUACGUGCCGAUGACUGUGCCGCGAAAAGUAAACGGCGCGUGGGCCGCGGCGACCUACAAUAUUCGUGCGGUCGGCAUCAAUUCGGCAGCGCUUGGCACGAGCAUUGAAAGACUCGGCCACAGCAUCAGUGGCCGCACACGAUGGACAGAGAGAGGAUGGCCAGUCUGCUUCAGAUUUGCUGCUGUCCGUGCAUGACAGUUAGUGUACACAGCUGCAGAAAUGGAUGUUCGGGACCCUACUCCGGGCGACAGCUGCAUGAGCAGGCCGACUCAAGAAGGAACAGCCAUUCAAUCACAGAUAUGCAAACGCUGGCCAACACACAAGCAGAAGCGGCCACAGGAGACAGUGAUGUGGACGAGCAAGCUCAAGGGUCCGUCUACACGCGCAAAAGAGGGCGACAUGUGCAAGCUGCCCCCAACAGGAAUCGGAGGCCUCCAGGUUAUGAGGCUUCAACUUUUGAGAAGAACAGAGGACCGUGAGUUCAUUUUCUGCCAGAGAGAUAUAGAACUCCAGCAGGGAAGGCUGGACUAUGACGAAAGGCUCUUGGCCCUAGAAGAACACAAGAAGGCGUCGAUAGAAGGGAGGCAGAAACUUGGCGCUCAGUGUCAUGAGGAGUAUAUAAAAAAUGCUGCACAGCGUUAAAACUACGCCCGAGGAGCAGCAAGAAAGAAUACAGACCUUUUCAAUAAAGUGAUUACGCUGUGUUGGAGGAAUUGACUCAGUUCUGUGGCCUAAAAUAAUCCUUCACCUUUGGGGGGUUAAACUCUUAAGUAUUGCGAGACCUGUGAACCAUACAUCCAGGAGCGUUAAUUUGAAAGUAUAAUACCAACUUUACGCACCCGUGAAACAUUUAGCCGCUUUAGCUUC